This is a messenger RNA of Racocetra persica, 1437 nucleotides long. The record is from the annotation of a GenBank genome assembly. Lineage: Eukaryota; Fungi; Glomeromycota; Glomeromycetes; Diversisporales; Gigasporaceae.
AUGCCUUUUAUUUCUCCAGAACAACCACCAAGUAAAAACUUUUUAAAAAGAUCGUGGGAUGAAAUUGAAGAUUCACAAGAUGAACAAAUUACUCCUAGACCACCUCUAAAAGAACUUCCACAAAAUGAAGUUGCAAUCAAUACAACUAAACAAGAACCAUAUUAUAAGAAUGAAAUAUACUAUGGAUAUUUUUUGAAUUCUACCAAAUGGAAUCUUCUAAAUUUUUUAAAACACUUGGAAAAUAUGGGAGCAUUAACAAACCGACACCAUGAUCACCGUUUAUAUCGUACAUUACUUCAACAAAUUGAUUUUGAUCCUGAACAAUCUGAGGUGUGGCAACAAAGAGCAAAAUUUUGCAACAGUGAGGAGGUUUUCAAAAAGCAGAUAACCCGAGCUGUAGAUAAUUUUUGGAACCGAAUCGAAGCAGAACAAAAUUCAAUAACACAAUUUGAACAAGAGGUAGAAGAAUUUUCAAAAUUAAGAGAAAGCACACAAGACGAAUUCUUAGGAAAUUUUGAAUGCGCAGUUAAAGAAUCACAACAAGAAAUAGGCAAUAAGCGCAAGUUUAAUAAUUUACUUAAACGAAGAAUUUUGUUGAUAAAUAGCAACAGUGAUAUAAACUUUAUUACUUCUGAGCAUAUCAACGAAGAAUUUUUAAUCGGUAUCCCAACUAUUCAAGAUAUACCGCUAAUACAAACUUUAUUAUCCAAGUUAAAUGAAAUGAUUUUUACUAAAAAGUAUUGUUAUAAUUAUCAUAGCACGGGAUUGUUUGGUGCACGAUAUUCUGAACCAAGAACGGAAGCUGAUAUACAAGCAUUAUAUGUCAUUCCAUUGCUUAAAGUUAUAAGAAGAUUUAAUAUACAACUUACAAUCGGUGAACAUAAAAGCAAGGCUGUAGAAUAUAGACAAAGCAUUAAUUCCUCAGAAUCUUGGCCAAAAGCAAUAAAAAUGGAUGCAAGCGGAGAGAUUGAUGGAUUUGAAAUCUUUUCUCAUGAAAAUGCCUCAUUUCAUAAAGACUUAACCAAAAAAACUAGAGUGGACCUUGAAAAAUUAUCUGUUUACAUGCGCGAUGAUCCUUUUAUUUACUGGAAAGAUAAAUACGAUGAACUUAGAAGUCAGUUUGUAGAAAUUAAGGAUCAUAUGACAAGUUUACGUAGCUGGGGAAUGCUAACGAUGGGACCAAGAGCAGGUCGCUCUGGAUUACAUUGUGAAAUAUAUGCCAUGCGGCAAAUAUCUCCGGGUUAUUUUACCUGGGUGUUAGUAGACUGGUUCUUAUUUCCACAUAAAAAUAUGGAUCCCUCAUUUCAACCCUUUUCUAAAUGUAUAGAAGUAAUGUUACGGUUGGCAUUCGGAUUAAAAGAAACACAAAGGAUGAUGCAUGAAUUAGAUAAUCAUUGUACAAAAAUUAGAUUAGGAAAAAAGAUAGCGUAUAUUUAA